UAGCCCAUUAUUUCAUCUGCCACAGAUGAUUAAGAAAAACAAAAAACCCAAAUUUAGUUUGACGCACAAGAAAAUUUAAGCAACAAAGAAAAGAAAACAACAGCCGCCAUGGAAGUCAUCCUUAUGAUUAUAUUCGUCACCGCCUUCUGGGUAGCCGUGGCCAAGUUCGGACCCAUCCUGUUCUCCAAGGCGCCGCAGCAAGAUCUGGUGCGUUGCGUCUGCCUGCUGACCGCCGUUUGCUGCUGGCUCUUCUGGCUGUGCUGCUAUUUGGCGCAACUGAAUCCCCUGGUGGGGCCCAAGCUCAACCAGAACACCAUCAAGAUUAUUGCCAGAUCAUGGGACAAUCCCAUAUCCCAGGGAUAGCAGGGGCGACGACCGCGAGCAGCAGCGAGGAGUAGUUAAUCUCUGGCGGAGCACCCCAUUCUCCGCAGCCACAUCACUCAACCGAAACACACUAAAUAUGUACUUUAACACAAUUAACCAUAUGUAUUGUAACACCCACUUUCCAUGUUGAAUCCCUGUGCUAUGUAGAUUCUAAAUCUUUGAUCAGAAUCGAGCUCUAUACAUAUCCACUUUUUGUAUUAUUAUUUGUAUUGUAUUGCCACGUUCGCAAAUCCAUUUUUGGGAAAUAUUUAGAGUUCAAAAUAUGGAUUUAUGUACAUGUUCUUUAUAUAUUUAUAUAUUCGGCAUUUGCACUAUAAUUUACUGGAUUUUGUAAACUUUAUAGCUUUAAAGCACCGAAGAGAUUAUCAACCAUUUGUUUUCCCGUUUCUUUUGUAUAUAAAUGUACUAAUGAGUUAAUGUACAAGUGAGCUAGUUAUUGGAAAAUAUAUAGACAAAUCAUAAAUUA
Messenger RNA from Drosophila kikkawai, 850 nucleotides. It is a transcript of the gene VhaM9.7-c, whose product is annotated as Vacuolar H[+] ATPase M9.7 subunit c. Gene Ontology annotation, biological process: proton transmembrane transport. Lineage: Eukaryota; Metazoa; Arthropoda; Insecta; Diptera; Drosophilidae. Gene Ontology annotation, cellular component: plasma membrane proton-transporting V-type ATPase complex; proton-transporting V-type ATPase, V0 domain. The record is from RefSeq and is a predicted model, not a curated record. Gene Ontology annotation, molecular function: proton-transporting ATPase activity, rotational mechanism.